AAACGACGUACACUACACGUACAAAUGUUUUGAAAUAAAACAGAGCAUAUAUUUAUUUUAAGUUGACGGUGGAGUCGAGUCGUCAAGACGUACGUGCGAUGGAUCCAUACAAUUGCCAAGGUGGGGAGCAGUGCGAAGAUCAGCCUAAAAUUUCCACAUUCGCUGUACUGGAUUUGGAGACAACUAAUUUGCCUUCGUACAACUACAAUCGGGUGGGUAUCACGGAAAUGUGUAUUUAUGCGUUUGAAGCAGCUCUCCUGAAGGAAAAGGGAAAGGAAAAAGGAUAUGAGGGAAAUAAGGUACAUGUACCGUCACUGCCCCUGCCACCGCGUGUGUUACACAAGUUGAAUGUACUAUUUCAGCCGUCCAUGAUGGUGCAUCCGGAUGCGGAAAGAACUACAGGUCUAAACAACUACAUACUCGAACGAGAAUCUAAGUUAGACGAGAACUCGGGUCAAAUGAUCCUCAACUUUUUGAAGCAUUUGCCAUCUCCGGUGUGUUUAGUGGCUCACAAUGGCUGGGACUUUGAUUUUCCUAUUGUAAGGAAGGCUUUUGCUAACUUAAAUCUAGAAUUUUCACCUGCUUUGACUUGUGUCGACUCGCUCCGUGCCUUUUUGGAGAUCGAUGACAAGCAUUUCAUUGAGGAAGGUCUUAUGAAAAUUCCCCAAAGCGGGUCCGUGAAUGUGGAGGAAGCUGAACCACUUCAUUGUUGGUUGAAAAACGAAAGCACCCCAAAAGGUGUAAUCCUGAUCCCGGACCCUGAAGCGAACGGCUAUGAUGCCCUGGAGGCGUCUGUGAGUGGACAACUGGAGGAGACUGAAUCCAUUAAGGAAAUUGACUGGCGGCUGCUGAAUGAAACAACUCCAAAACGUCCAGUUUUGACCCCCACAGAAGCUGCUUCAAAGCGUAGGAAAAUCACGGAGAGCGAGGAUGAUAAACUGGAGGAGUCGCCACCAUUUAGGCGAACACUGGGAUCUCGUCGCAAACUAUUUAGCGGCGUCAAGUGUGCUGAAAGAAAACGUUAUCCACCAAAAGACAAGUACAAAUUGGGAUCACUGUUUGAAAGAAAAUUCGAGCAAGCUGCAACUAAUGCACACCGAGCGGAGGCGGAUGUGGCCAUGCUCACGUCGCUUAUCCAACAUUACGGCAUGGAUUUCCUAGCCUUUGCGGAAGAGCAAGCCAUUCCAUUCAGUCAAAUCACUCCACUUGGCUCACCCAUUCGACGUAAAUUGUAGCAUCUGUAGAAUUGAAUGUUGUAUAAGAUAAGACAUGGCAUGUAUAUUUGUAGAAAAAACAUAUUUGAUUUCGAUUUUAAUUGUGUUCAAAUAUUAUGUAUAUUUUUUAGCAUGCACCUACUUUUAAUCAUUUAAUCUAAUCAAAAUUUUAUACAUUGAUUAGAUUAAGAACUCGUAAAUUUUAAGGCAUAUCAACACCUGCAUAUGGCGUAUUUGUACUAUUUGUAAUAAAAACUUUGAUCAAAGCCCCG
This is a messenger RNA of Drosophila obscura, 1486 nucleotides long. RefSeq names its product three-prime repair exonuclease 1. Gene Ontology annotation, molecular function: nucleic acid binding; 3'-5'-DNA exonuclease activity. Gene Ontology annotation, cellular component: cytoplasm. The record is from RefSeq and is a predicted model, not a curated record. Lineage: Eukaryota; Metazoa; Arthropoda; Insecta; Diptera; Drosophilidae. Gene Ontology annotation, biological process: DNA catabolic process. The coding region runs from base 99 to 1235 and encodes 378 amino acids. The transcript has 2 exons.